AGUGACAAGCUAUAUUUAUAUAUUUAUCUGUGUGUGAAAUGUCAGCGACUGGGUUUUGGAUGCUGCUGUAUUGAUCACAACAGCUGGAUCACUGGAAGCGGAUUAUUUCUGCAGAUGUGAGCGCGCACGCAAGAGCGUCAACCAUCGCGAACGAGUCACGAGAUGCUUCAGGAAAACGUUGAUAAGCGUUGUUCUCUGAUAAAAACCGGCCUAGCUUCGAUGUAGAGCGAACGAAAGCCUCAGGAACUCUGCAGACCCUUCUCUUGUGGCUAGUUGCUGAUCGAGUUCCCUGCGACUUUGAGCAUGUCUAUAACGGACCACAGCCCCACCACUGGGGUCGUCACCAUUAUUGUAAUACUCAUCGCCAUCGCAGCAUUGGGUGCUUUAAUUCUGGGCUGUUGGUGCUACUUGCGGCUGCAGCGCAUCAGUCAGUCUGAAGACGAGGAGAGCAUCGUGGGCGAAGGUGAAACCAAGGAGCCCUUCCUACUAGUCCAGUAUUCAGCACGGGGCCCGCGGGUCGAGCACAAGACCAAACUCACUCCUAACGGCACCGAGAGCCACACUUAGCUCCCUCAACAGUGCGUACUAUGUAGACUCAGUCUCAAUCAGCACUGAAAUGAAAGCACUCCACGCUGAUGAACCAAGACCAACCUAGUGCAUGCAGUUGUCUAGUUGCUUUGACUGUUGAUUUGUUCCCGACCCAUUUUGUGGUGGUAGAGCCCUGUUAUAAUGUGAAAUCGACGACAAGUGUACGAGUUUUGUGCAAUGAUGUUUAUUUGUAAAGACGUAGCCGGUUUAUGAAGAUAAAUUAAGACUAAAAAGCCGUUCACAUCAAGGAUGAUAACUAUAAACUUAAUGAUAUAGCUACAAAAAAGUCCUAUUAUGCUGUGGAUUUUGUUUUUUGAGAGGUACUGGAACAGGGGUUAUCAAUCUUUUCAGGCCAUGUCCCCAAAAUAACAAUGCCAGUAGCUCAUGACCGCCAUUAUCCUUGGGGUUGGAUUUAAAUAUAGAUUCCUCGCACACACAUCAAUAGGCAAAUAUUCAGUAAUUUUCCUUCGGGUUAGUCCCUUAUUUGUCAUGGGGUCACCACAGAGGAAUGAACCACCAACUAUUCUAAAAUAUAUUAUGCCCUUUCAGUCGCAACCCAGUACUCGUACCCAUAUAUGGCCAAUUUGUUUAAUCCACGUCACCUAUAGCACAUGGGGAAAACUGGAGCACCCGGAGGAAGCCCACAGAAACACGGGGAGAACAUGCAAACUCCACACAAAAAUUAGGGUAGGAAUUAGGUAUGGAUUACAUUUUCCAACAAAAAUGAUGUUCCAGGAUCAACAUAGAUGUUAAUCUAGGAUUGCAUCAUGCUUUGCAAAAUCUUGAUGUGCUAAUCAAACCAAGGGUUGCAAUCUAAUUGGGGGGAUGGGAGGGGGGAUCGAAUCGAAAGGCUGAUGUUUUUUAUUCGCAUGAUGUUGUUUUUGUAUGUAGGUAAAUCAUGUUUUAGAUUGUCCGGAACUCAGCAAUUUAACAAAAAAAAAAAAA
This is a messenger RNA of Danio rerio (zebrafish), 1533 nucleotides long. It is a transcript of the gene snn, whose product is annotated as stannin. Gene Ontology annotation, cellular component: membrane; mitochondrial outer membrane. The record is from RefSeq and is marked validated. Lineage: Eukaryota; Metazoa; Chordata; Actinopteri; Cypriniformes; Danionidae.